This is a messenger RNA of Trichechus manatus latirostris (Florida manatee), 763 nucleotides long. RefSeq names its product ornithine decarboxylase antizyme 1 (gene OAZ1). Gene Ontology annotation, molecular function: ornithine decarboxylase inhibitor activity. Gene Ontology annotation, biological process: positive regulation of protein catabolic process. The record is from RefSeq and is marked reviewed. NCBI's taxonomy places the organism in Eukaryota, Metazoa, Chordata, Mammalia, Sirenia, Trichechidae. The transcript is spliced from 5 exons. Gene Ontology annotation, cellular component: cytoplasm; nucleus.
CGAACGGCGAACAGCGGCGGCGGCGCGGAGAGGCGCAGCGGAGGUUUUGCUGGUUUCGGACCCCAGCGGCCGGAUGGUGAAAUCCUCCCUGCAGCGGAUCCUCAACAGCCACUGCUUCGCCAGAGAGAAGGAAGGAAAUAAAGCCAGCGCCACCGCCCACGCCAGCUGCGCCAUGCCGCUCCUCAGCCUGCACGGCCGCGGCGGCCACAGCAGCGAGAGUUCCAGGGUCCCUCUCAAUUGCUGUAGUAACCUGGGUCCAGGGCCUCGGUGGUGCUCCUGAUGUCCCUCACCCACCCCUGAAGAUCCCAGGUGGGCGAGGGAAUAGUCAGAGGGAUCACAAUCUUUCAGCUAAUUUAUUUUACUCUGAUAAUCGGCUGAAUGUAACAGAGGAACUAGCGUCCAAUGACAAGACGAGAAUUCUUAACGUCCAGACCAGGCUCACCGAGGCCAAACACAUCACCUGGAGAGCUGUGCUGAGCAGCAGCAGCCUCUACAUCGAGAUUCCAGGCGGUGCCCUGCCCGAGGGGAGCAAAGACAGCUUCGCAGUUGUCCUUGAGUUUGCCGAGGAGCAGCUCCACGUGGACCACGUCUUCGUUUGCUUCCACAAGAACCGAGAUGACAGAGCCGCAUUGCUCCGUACCUUCAGCUUUCUGGGCUUUGAGAUUGUGAGACCGGGGCAUCCCCUUGUCCCCAAGAGACCCGACGCCUGCUUCAUGGUCUACAUGCUUGAGAGAGACUCCUCGGAGGAGGAGUAGCGGCCGCC